GAUGUAGACUCCUAUAUCCAUCGUUCUGGGCGCACAGGUAGAGCUGGACGAAAUGGGAUGUGUAUCUGUUUCUAUCAGCGCAAGGAAGAUCAUCAACUAAGACAAGUAGAACAGAAAGCGGGGAUUACAUUUAAACGUGUAGGUGUUCCUACAGCAACGGAUAUAAUAAAAGCCUCCAGUAAAGAUGCAAUCAGGUCUUUGGAUUCUGUUCCUCCUUCUGCUAUUGACUACUUCAGACAGUCUGCCGAGAGGCUGAUAGAGGAAAAAGGAGCGGUGGAAGCACUUGCAGCAGCAUUGGCUCACAUUUCAGGAGCUACCUCCAUUGAACAACGUUCCUUACUCAAUUCUGAUGUG
This is a messenger RNA of Gekko japonicus, 354 nucleotides long. Its product is annotated as nucleolar RNA helicase 2-like. The transcript is spliced from 3 exons. The annotation marks the transcript as partial. Lineage: Eukaryota; Metazoa; Chordata; Lepidosauria; Squamata; Gekkonidae. Gene Ontology annotation, molecular function: RNA helicase activity; RNA binding. The record is from RefSeq and is a predicted model, not a curated record.